This is a messenger RNA of Oryza brachyantha (malo sina), 1290 nucleotides long. Its product is annotated as IAA-amino acid hydrolase ILR1-like 3. The transcript has 5 exons. Gene Ontology annotation, cellular component: endoplasmic reticulum. Gene Ontology annotation, molecular function: IAA-Ala conjugate hydrolase activity. Bases 1 to 1290 code for a protein of 429 amino acids. Gene Ontology annotation, biological process: auxin metabolic process. NCBI's taxonomy places the organism in Eukaryota, Viridiplantae, Streptophyta, Magnoliopsida, Poales, Poaceae. The record is from RefSeq and is a predicted model, not a curated record.
AUGACGACGGCGACGGCGACGACGCUGGGGCGCGACCUCCUGGAGGCGGCGCGCGCGCCGGAGUUCGCCGGGUGGCUGCGCGGCCUGCGGCGCCGCGUCCACCAGCACCCGGAGCUCGCCUUCCAGGAGCACCGCACCAGCGCGCUCGUGCGCGCCGAGCUGGACGCGCUCGGCGUCGCGUACGCGUGGCCCGUCGCGCGGACCGGCGUCGUCGCCACCAUCGCCGGCGCCGCCGGCCCGGGCCCCGUGUUCGCGCUCCGCGCCGACAUGGACGCGCUUCCCAUCCAGGAAACGGUAGAAUGGGAAUUCAAAAGCUUGGAAGAUGGCAAGAUGCAUGCGUGUGGCCACGAUGCUCAUGUCGCGAUGCUGCUGGGAGCCGCUAAGCUGCUGCAAUCUCGCAGAGAUCAUUUCAAGGGCAAGGUGAAGCUUGUGUUCCAGCCGGCGGAGGAAGGCAACGCCGGCGGGUACCACGUGCUCCGGGAAGGCGUCCUCGACGACGUGCAGGCCAUCUUCGGUGUGCACGUCGACACGGAUUCGCCGGCGGGCGCAGUCCGGUCGAGGCCAGGGCCGCACCUCGCCGGCUCGGCUCGCUUCACGGCGACCAUCACCGGCAAAGGCGGGCACGCCGCCGCGCCCCACCUCGCCGCCGAUCCGGUCGUGGCCGCCGCCGCCGCCGUCCUCAGCCUCCAGCAGCUCGUCGCUCGCGAGACCGAUCCCCUCCAAGGCACGGUGGUGUCUGUGACCUUCAUCAAGGGAGGUGAAGCUUUCAAUGUGAUUCCAGAAUCUGUCACUCUGGGUGGCACCUUGAGAAGCAUGACAACCGAUGGCUUGUUUUACCUCAUGAAGAGAAUCAACGAGGUGAUAGAGGGGCAAGCCGCCGUGAGCCGCUGCGCGGCGGCCGUCGACUUCAUGGAGGAGAAGCUCCGGCCGUACCCGGCGACGGUGAACGACGAGGGGAUGUACGCGCACGCCAAGGCGGUGGCGGAGAGCAUGCUCGGGGAGGCCAACGUGAGGCUGUGUCCCCAGGCCAUGGCGGCGGAGGAUUUCGGAUUCUACGCGGAGAGGAUCCCGGCCGCCUUCUUCGGCGUAGGGGCCGCCACCGACGGCGGCGGGACGGGGGAGACGAACCGGCUGCACUCGCCGCACCUCGUCAUCGACGAGGAAGCGCUCCCCGUCGGAGCCGCCUUCCACGCCGCCGUCGCGAUCGAGUACCUCAACAGCAAGUCAGCAACGCCGCCUCUGGCUUGCCUAAGCCCUGAUGCGUCGCGCGUCGUGAAUGAACUGGCUUAA